UUUGAUGCGAAAGUAACCUCGAAAACUUGUUUAUAUUCGCCUCAUUCACUUUAUUCAUCUAGAUCGGAGCGAUCAGCUGACGUUUGACAACUAGAUUUAAUCUGAUUUUCCGGAGAUCUGACAACAAUCUGAUUUUGUGGAGGGGUUUUUAUUUAUUCUACACAUGGGUGGUGGAUUUGCGCCUUCGACUUGUCCACAAGAUUUAUUGACUACAAUCUGAUUUUGUUAAUCAAGAGGAUUAUUUUCCCUGACAAUGAAUAUCUUACCGAAGAAAAGAUGGCACGUACGAACGAAGGAGAACAUCGCUCGGGUACGGAAAGACGAGGCAGAAGCUGCGGAAGAAGAGAGGAUUAAAAACUUGCGAAUUCAGAAAGCAGAAACAGAAGCGAGGGUAGAUUUGUUAAGACAUCAAGCGAGAUCCAAGUACGAUGGUCGGGCAAAAACUGAAACCAGUUCUACCAGCAAGAAGUUGGAACACGUCAACUUCUUCGCGGAGCUCGAGGAUGGAAAGAUUGAUUACAGUAGACCUAACGCGGAACACGAGAAGGAAAAGAAGGAAGAGAAAGAGAAAUAUGAGAAGCAAAUUGGAUAUCUGACGUAUCUGGGACAAGAUACUAACGAAGCAACUGGUAAGAAAAAUUGGUACGAGGAAUUACCAAAGAGAUUAACGGACACAGAGAAAGAUGUAGAGAUAGGGGUAAAGAAAAAAAUCUUGGACGAUCCAAUGAUUGAUAUGAAGAAGUAUCUCAGGAUUAUGCGUUCUGAAUCUACUGAAGAUCAUUUAAAAGUGAAGACACAGGAUGUGAAAAGGAAGCAUUGCGAUUCUGAUGGUUCUCAUUCCGAUGAAAGGCACAGUGCGCAUAAAAAGAACAAAAAACACAAGAAGAAGAAACAUAAACAUUCAGAGAAGGAAGAAAUUAAGAGUCAGAGUAGUACGGAUAUAGAAAAAUUAAGAGCAGAGAGAUUACUCAGGGAGCAAAGUGAAAAGCUGAGGACUGAAGCACUAUUGGCGAAAGUGAGAGGUGAACCGAUGCCCGUUGUGGUACCGGAAACUCCUAAACUUGCCAUAAAACAGAAAUAUAACUCGCAAUUCUUCCCCGAAAUUGCUAGACAAAAUGCAGAGAGAACGCCGAAAUUUUCUAGACAAAAUGUAACAAGUCCUUAAAAUAUAUUAGUAUUUCUACAUGUCAAUUCUGAAGAAUUGUAUUAUAAUUAUAGUUUUAUUAUCUAUUACUCUGUAAUUUUACACACACACAUACACCACAUAUAUAUGU
Molecule: messenger RNA, 1274 nt
Organism: Wasmannia auropunctata (little fire ant)
Lineage: Eukaryota; Metazoa; Arthropoda; Insecta; Hymenoptera; Formicidae
Product: leukocyte receptor cluster member 1
Exons: 3
Coding region: 254-1165 (303 amino acids)
Source: RefSeq, a predicted model, not a curated record